This is a messenger RNA of Fibroporia radiculosa, 630 nucleotides long. RefSeq lists its product as uncharacterized. The record is from RefSeq and is a predicted model, not a curated record. The coding region runs from base 1 to 630 and encodes 209 amino acids. The transcript is spliced from 2 exons. NCBI's taxonomy places the organism in Eukaryota, Fungi, Basidiomycota, Agaricomycetes, Polyporales, Fibroporiaceae.
AUGUCUCCGCUGCUAUUCUGCUCCGAGGUGGGCUACUUGGUCUAUCAAGGAGGCUCAGUAGAAGGCACUCGCGCAGUGAUACCAAAGAUCGCAAUAUUGCUCGAAGUCUUCCGCAAACAUUCCUAUCCCAUCUACCACACCCGCGAGGGACACCGUUCGGAUCUAUCCACCCUCUCCUCGCGCGAGCUGUUUCGGUCGCGGAACAACGAAAGCGGACUGGGCAUCGGUGACCGUGGUCCGCUCGGACGCUUCAUCAUCCGCGGGGAGCGCGGCCACGACAUUGUGGACGAGCUCUAUCCGCGCGACGGCGAGCCCGUCGUGGACAAGCCGGGACGGUCGGCAUUCGCGCACACCGACUUUGAGCUGCUGUUGAGGCUGCGCGGCGUGCGGAACCUGGUUCUGUGUGGGGUGACAACGGACGUAUGCGUGCACUCCACGAUGCGCGAGGCGAAUGACCGCGGAUUCGACUGCCUGCUCGUGGAGGACGCGACGGGUGCGAGCAUGGACCGCCUACACGAAGGGGCUGUCGACAUGAUACCGAAGGAAGGGGGCAUUUUCGGUGCGGUGUCCAAUGUAGCGGAUAUCGUCAGCGGUAUCGAGAAGUUGGCGGACGAGCAGCGCGGUGUAUAG